AUGUUCACACAUCCAUGGGCUUUAUUCUUCGAGAUAUUCUUACCAGUAUUCUUCGGCUCUCUUUUUAUUCUUGGUCGAUAUUUUGGCGAGGCCGAAGUUAAGGCGCCUACAACCUGGGAAACCUUUGCUCCUCGUCAGCUUAAUCCUAUGAAUAUGAUGAAUCUCUGUCGAUACCAUGACUAUGGACUCCUCAACGAGGAACCAAUGGAACUCGCCUACUCACCAGACUCACUGGCCGCAAAACAGGUCAUGGAUGAGGUCUUCAACGAUCUUAUAUAUACCAACUGGAAUUUCAGUAAUCCGGCAACGUUCCUUAACCCCAUUGUUACUCCGUUAAUUUUGUGCCCUCCAACCGACAUCUUUUUCAAUUUCACAAAUAAGACAGAACAGCAGAUUAGUGAUUACACAUCAACUUUCGUCGAAGUAUCAUGGUCUCUUCGGCCCUUCCUAAGUGAAGACGACCUAACGGAAUUCAUCAAAACCUCCGAAUCGGCAGAUCAAAUCUUCAUGGCAGUUUCUUUUAAUGAAUCAACUUGGAAUACCGAUACUAUUCCUGAUUCUCUUGACUACAAAAUCCGGCCACAAGCAGUUCCACGCAGCGAGUUGGCGCAAGAAGGGAUCAAAGCUGCUCUAGGCUGGAGAACACAUACUCUUUAUCCGAUCAUGAAAGAAUUCGCUGGACCAAGAGAUGGAUCUGAUCCUUCCGGUGGAUCGCCUUAUUACCACGCUGAAGGGUUUAUCUACUUACAGUACUUGGUCAACAACGCAUUCAGCCGAGAGAAGACCUCUUCAGAUUUCGGCCCAGUUGAAAUGAAGCGAUUCCCUUAUCACGAAUACACUCAAGAUCCGCUGGCAAAUGGCCUCCAGAAUGACAUCUCAUUCAUUGUUCUCAUCACAACAUUGUACCUGGCUUCUGGGACGGCAAAAACACUCGUCGUUGAAAAAGAAACUCGACUCAAGGAAUACAUGCUGAUGAUGGGAUUGAGCCGGAACACACUCUGGCUUUCGACAUGGAUCUUUUCAUUGGCGAAAUUCGUCAUUACGGCCAGCACUUACACAGUUAUUAUGUUCUAUCCUUUUACCGAUAAUGGCGCAGUCUAUUUGAUUUCGAAUUGGUAUGUCUUCUUCGUCUUUCUUCUUUCAUAUGGAACAGCUCUCAUCUCCUUUGGAUUCUUCAUGGCUUCUUUGUUCAGCAGCUCAACUUCUGCAUCCAUGGCCGCUGGUGGAAUAACUUACUUGAUGAUGAUCCCGAAAGAUUUUUUGAAAAUUCAACAGGCGGGGUACACUGCAAAGGUUCUUUUCUCAAUCUUUCCACCUAUCGCCAUGUCCCUUGGUCUGGAAGCCGUGGCAAAUUGGGAGAUCGCAGGCGAAGGAGCAUCUUUCUCGAAUUUCUUCACUCCACUUUCAACCACGAACGAAAUCAAUGUCGGUACUCAAAUGCUUAUUCUUCUUUUUGACAGCGUCCUCUACUUCUUGCUGGGUCUCUACUUCGAUACUAUUCGCCCUGGACAGUGGGGAAUUCCAAAACCUUGGAACUUUUUCUGCCUCCCUUCAUACUGGAGUCCACCGAAGAAAAAUCAAAUAAAUGCUGACCAAGCCGAAACCACUAAUCCCCUGGUCCAAAAACUACCUGCUGGAGAAAUAAAAGAAUCAGGAUUCAGGCUACGAAAUCUCGUCAAAGAAUUUGAAGAUAAAGGAAAGCCAGAACCGUUCAGAGCUGUUGACAAUCUAUCAAUCGACGCGUACCAGAAUGAAGUCACUGUCUUACUCGGACCAAAUGGCGCAGGAAAAUCAACGACAAUUAAUAUGAUGUCGGGAAUGCUCGUUGCUGAUUCUGGUUCAUGCGAAGUUGGAGGAUACAAUAUCAAAACGAAUCCUUGGGCCGCCAGAUCUAGUCUUGGUCUUUGUCCUCAGCAUGACAUCCUUAUCGCUGAGCUUACUAUUCGUGAGCAUCUUAUUUUCUUCGCUGAAAUCAAAGGCUUCACGAAUGCGCAAGCAAAGCUCGAAGCAAGUUCGCUAGUGCAUGACAUUCAGCUUGGCUUAAAGCAAGAUGUUUAUUCGACAAAGCUCUCCGGUGGUAUGAAACGAAAGCUCUCAAUCGGUAUCGCCCUCUGUGGUGGGUCCAAACAUUUGAUUCUCGACGAACCAAGCUCUGGAAUCGACGUACGAGCGAGAAGAGAGCUCUGGAAGAUCCUUGACAAAUAUCGACGAACGCAUACAAUGCUCUUAUCAACUCAUUACAUGGACGAAGCAGAACAAUUGGCUGAUCGAAUUAUCAUUAUGGCUAGAGGAAGCGUUCAAUGCUCAGGAACCGUUCUUUUCCUAAAGCAGAAACUCGGCUCGGGGUAUCAUCUUACGAUGAGUAUGUCAGAAUCUACCGAUUUCCCUUCUUUGGAAAGCACAAUCCGAAAUGUUUGCUCCGGUGCGUAUGUCGAGAAAGUCUACGGGCAAGAAUGCGACUUUAUUUUGCCCUUCGAAGAUGCAGAAAAAUUUCCAGAGUUGUUUGAAAUCCUCGAAAAGUCACGCGAAAGUCUUGGAGUCUCCAGUUUUGGCGUCUCUGUAACAACAAUGAACGAAAUUUUCCUGAAAAUGACGAAGACCAAGGCAGAUCUUGAAGCAAAGAGAUCUGUUACAUCUGCCAUUGAAAACGACGAAAUUCUUCAACAAAUGACUGAAAAGAUUGAGCUUCUGACUGGUCCCGCUCUUCGUUUCCAACAAUUCAGAGGUUCUUUCAUCAAGUGCAUGUAUCAUUCUCUUCGAAAUAUCAAGACUAUGCUUACUUCUCUCUUCUUCCCUGCUUUGUUCGUUUCUUUGGCGGUCUUCACCAUUGGCUUUAUUCCUGUCAUUGGCGAGCAGGACCCGAUGGAUCUUUCGCUGACUCCUUACGAGGGUUCCAUCAAAACUGAUAAUGGCCUAUCAAACAUUCUGAUUGACAAUGCUGGCUUCCAAGAUGGAAUUGACCGUACUUUUGGCAACGUAGACAAGAUCGCCAAUGUAAUUGAUAUCAAUCUUCAUGAUGAAUACGGAAACUUCUCCGAAUGGGAUGACCACAUUUUGCAACUUCAAGACGAAGAGAAAUCUAAAUUCAACAACGAGUACAUAAUGUCCUUCCAGCUCAACAGUACUGGCGAAAAACUCGCCCUCUUCAACAAUGAAGCUUUCCACACUCCAGCUACGGCGAUGCAUUACAUGAGUCUCAUUCUUCUCAAGCAGCAGGACGAGAACUUGAACAUCAAUGCUCAAAACCACCCGCUUCCGCCUGAUUCUGGAACCUCUGUUUCCAGCAACGUCAGUACCGCUAUUCAAGGAAUCAUUGUCACCUUCGAUCUUAUUAUUGGAAUGAUGCUCAUGUACGCGCAGUUCUCGCUGCUUCCUGUUAAAGAGCGAGAACAGGGUGUUAAAAUAAUGCAAAAAUGCUCUGGUGCACCUCUUUGGAUUACCUGGUUAGCAAAUUAUUGCUGGGAUGUUCUGAAUGCUCUUCUACCAAACAUCUUAGUCAUCGUCAUUCUUCUCAUUGGUGCCCAAAACUACGAAAGCCUCGAAAUCUUUGGCGAAGAAGCUUUCGCAGUCUCCCUUGCCAUGUUUGUCACGUCAUUGGCCAUCAUCCCUUGCGUCUACUGCUUCAGCUUCUUAUUCAAAAAUCCCGCCAACGCGUCCAACUACAUCGGAUUCCUCAACUUCGCACUUGGUCUUAUUUUAUUCAUUGUCAACAUGAUCAUCUUUGCGUUGGACAUUGAAGAGGAUACAAAAGAUUUGUAUGACAAGAUAUUCUCUUUCGCUCCUCAAUUUUGCUUCGCGCAAAUGAUCUUCAUCACCUUCUACAAUGGUAACAUCCGAAAGUCUUGCGAAAAGAACGAGAUCACGAAAGCAACUUGCGAGCAAAUGGAGUUUAACUAUGUUGAUAAUAUUCUAACGACAGAGGAUGGCGGAAUCGGAAAAUAUCUCUUGUUUUCAGUUUACAUGAUUUUCUUUUAUUUCGCGAUUCUUUCAUUGAUUGAAUGGGAAAGCGGCACUGGAGUUAUCAGAGCGUUCUUCGGCUGUAAAGGAGGAAGUAACAAACCUAAAGAUCCAGAGGCAGAAAUUGAAUUCGAAGACGAUAGUGACGUCAUCGCGAUGGCUAAAAAAGUCAAUGCAGGUGCCAAAGACUUGACAAAGAACCACUCUCUCGUCGUCGACAAUUUGGAGAAGAACUACGAUGGUUUCCGCGCAGUAAAGGGUGUCAGUUUCACUGUCAAGCCAAACAGCUGCUUCGGUCUCCUUGGUCCAAAUGGCGCCGGAAAAACUUCGACUUUUAAGAUGCUCACUGGUGAAGAGUCUGUCUCAAGAGGAUUCGCGUAUAUCAAUGGCCUGGAAAUACAGAAAGAUCGAUUCGGAAGUCUGAGAGAAUUCGGCUACUGCCCGCAAUUUGACGCUCUUCUUCAGCAACUGACUGGUCGAGAGACUCUUUAUUUGUAUGCGAGAUUACGAGGCGUUCCAGAGAAGAUUCUUCCUAAGAUGGUUCAAAAUCUAAUCGAACUCGUUGGAAUCAAGCAAUACGCCGAGCGUCCAUCUUCAACGUACUCUGGUGGUAACAAGCGAAAACUCUCCGUCGCCAUCGCCCUCACUGGUUAUCCCCGGGUAACAAUCAUGGACGAGCCUUCUUGCGGCUUAGAUCCUGGCGCUAGACGACAGCUGUGGAGUGUCAUUUUGAGCGUCAUGAAAACAGGUGCUUCUGUUCUCCUUACUUCGCAUUCUAUGGAAGAAACCGCCGCUUUAUGCGAUGAACUGGCAAUAAUGGUCAAUGGGCGACUCAGGUGCAUCGGUGGGCAACAACAUCUCAAAUCAAAGUUCGGAAAAGGCGUAGAAAUCGAGGUUCAACUUCCAGAAGGCGGAAGAUCCUCUGACGUAACCAGCGAAAUCAUCAGAAGAAUGCCCUUCCUUCAAGUAAAGGAAGUCAAUCAGUCGUUUGUUUCCUUCCACGCUGAAACUGGAGCACAGCUUUCAACUUUAUUCAAAGAACUUCAAGCUACGAAGAAUUCUGGUGUAAUCGCUGGCUACACCGUCGAUCAGCCGACAUUGGAACAAAUCUUCAUCGAUUUAACGGGAAUCGAACAGAAGUAG
Messenger RNA from Oikopleura dioica, 5100 nucleotides. The record is from the annotation of a GenBank genome assembly. Lineage: Eukaryota; Metazoa; Chordata; Appendicularia; Copelata; Oikopleuridae.